CAAGCGCCUCUCUCGAACCUCGCCAGCUUCCCAUCCACCACAAAUACCCCAAAAAUGUCUUCUCAAGCGGUUGCCAAAGCCGCUGGCGGCGUUGUUUCUAUUGCCAAGAAACACACUGUCCAGUCCACCGGCGUCUGGGAGGCCCUCCGCCGCGUCUUCGCCCUCGACCCCGAGCGCUCCAACGGUGUUCCUCUCAACCCUACCUUCCGUCUUCCCGCCCCCGGUGCCAACGACCCCCUCGAGUACGACGAUCCCGUUACGCUGCCCGCUGGUGAUAUUGCCGGAAACCCCUACUGGAAGCGCGACACCCGCCGUGCGUACCCUCGCCUUUCUGUCGUCAACCAGGCCGAUGUUGUCAGCUUGUUGACCGUCGGCAGCGAGGCCCAGCCCAAGGUCGAGCUCAUUGGCGAGGCUGGCGAGAAGCAGCUCGUUGCUGCCAAGCAAGACGGCCAGACCAACGGCCUGUCCAAGUUCCUGGCCAAGUCUUCGGCUGGUGUUGCCACCAAGGACGUCUUCAUUGGCGGUCUUCCCCCUACGCCUAGCGGCCAGUCUUUGUCUAGCGGCAAGUGGGACGUGCACAAGUAUAAGCUCGUCAACGAGGCGUCGUACCCUGAAGAAUACCCUGCUAGAUCGUUCCAGUAAAAUGGAGGCGCUUGCCUGUAUGUAUAUAAUGAAGGAAGAAGUGGAGGAGAGGCUGGAAGUCAUAGAAGAAACCUACGCUUGUUAGGGAAAUAUUAACAUCAGACAUUUUACUUUGUUAACAAGCAUGAUGCCCACUAUGUGCUUUCGUGAUUGAUCAAGGCUGUCUCUUUGUAGUGUGCCUCUUGCUACCUGCAAUGGCGAGGAACACUGUUUAAGUGUAUGAUUUUGCUAUGAUCCAGCUGUAUGCUCUAUAAAUAUAAUCCGCCUGUUUUUUUAUUUAAAAAAAAGACAUUUUCCGACCCCCAAACUCCAUGCUAUGCAAAAUAAUUCGUAAAAUCGGCCUUCAAGACCGCUGCCCAACCAUACGCUCUACCACCUUCAUUUUCCCUUGUGCUCGCUUGACUCUGUCAUCAAAGUCUUGUACUGCCUCGUCUGAAUUCUGAGUAGAUAGUGUUUCCGGCUCAACCAGCGCAUAGAGCAUCUUGACGUUCUUGUCCAGUCUGGCGUUGGCUGGUAACGCCGGGAGCUGCGCGUAAAAUCGGCCUUCAAGACCGCUGCCCAACCAUACGCUCUACCACCUUCAUUUUCCCUUGUGCUCGCUUGACUCUGUCAUCAAAGUCUUGUACUGCCUCGUCUGAAUUCUGAGUAGAUAGUGUUUCCGGCUCAACCAGCGCAUAGAGCAUCUUGACGUUCUUGUCCAGUCUGGCGUUGGCUGGUAACGCCGGGAGCUGCGCGCGAGAGGCGUCGAGAGGUUUGCCUUCUGCUUUGUUUUGCUCUUCGCGCUUCAGUCGCUGGUCUGGUAGACGGUUCGCCCAGAUUGUGGCUCUGCCUGCGAGGAGGCCGCUCUCGAGAAACUUAUCAAAGCCCUUGCUCAUGCCGAACUGGCGGCCUUCGAUGCGGCCGGCCUGCUCGCCGUCCUCGAGGCCCUGCUGGUAGCCUUGGCGAUAGAAGCCAUCUUCGAGGUUGAAGAUGUCUUCAAAGGGAUCUUCUGAUUCUGGCAUAGUUUGGUGGUGAAUGUGAAUCUGUGAG
[Torrubiella] hemipterigena is the source of this 1671-nucleotide messenger RNA. The record is from the annotation of a GenBank genome assembly. Lineage: Eukaryota; Fungi; Ascomycota; Sordariomycetes; Hypocreales; Clavicipitaceae.